AUGAAGAACAUCGGAAGCUUGGCCAUGCUGCUCCUCGCAGGAGCUGGCUACGUGGCCUCCCUGCCCGCCGGCGACGUCCAGCAGCAGAACCAGGUCCGUGCCGUCGGGUACGACACCUACCACGAGAUCCUCGCCCGGGAGCCUAAGAAGAACAAGAACAAGGGUGGUGCUGCUGCUGCUGCCAACGCAACAGCCGCCGCUACCGGUGAUGCUGCCGAUGCUGCCGGUGGAAAGAAGGCCAAGAAGGGCAAGAAAGCCAAGGGAGCCGCCGCUGCUGCUGCCAACAACGCCACCGCAGCUGCUGAUGCGGCCGACGCAGCUAAUGCGGACGCCGGAGGCAAGAAGGGCAAGAAGGGCAAGAAAGCUCAGCAAGACGCCGACGCCGCUCAGGAUGCCGGUGCUCAGGCAGCAGGCGGUGAUGCUCAGGCAGCCGGUGGUGACCAGAUCACCCAGCUCCUCGAAGGUCUCGCUGGCGGUGCUGUCGGAGGCGGUCAGGCCAAGGGUGGCGCCGAUGCCCAAGGCGCAGAUGCUGCCGGUGCCGGUGGUGUCGGUGACAUCCUCAGCGGCCUCCUCGGUAACCUGAAGGCUCGUGACGAGGACGCGACGCUCGAGGCCCGUCAGGGCAAGGGCAAGGGUGGUGGCAAGGGCAAGGGAGCCGCCGCUGCCGGUGCCAAGGGAAAGGGCAAGGGAGCCGCAGCCGCAGCCGCAGGUGGUAAUGCUAAUGCCGCCGCCGGUGGAAACGCCAACGCAGCAGCAGCUGGAGGAAACGCAGCCGCAGCAACCAAUGCGAAGAAGGCAAAGAACGGUGGAGGCGCCGCAGCCAAGGCAGCAAAGGCAUCCAAGGCCGCAGCAGCUCAGGCAGCCAAGGCCUCAGCCGCCGGUGGUGCAGCUAACGCCAAUGCAAACAACGACGAUGCCGCCUCAGGAAACGACGACGACUUUGUCAACCCUGCCGCGAGCAACGGUGCCAAGGGCGAGGCCGCCGCUGCCGCCGCCGCCAGCGCCGUCGCGAUCGGCCCUGGUGCGCUGACCGGCGAUGCUGCCUCUGCCGCGCAGACGCCCGCUGCCAAGGCCAACGGCGGUGGCAAGAAGGCCGCCAAGGGAGCAAAGGAUGCUGCCAACAACUAA
Molecule: messenger RNA, 1128 nt
Organism: Diaporthe citri
Lineage: Eukaryota; Fungi; Ascomycota; Sordariomycetes; Diaporthales; Diaporthaceae
Exons: 5
Coding region: 1-1128 (375 amino acids)
Source: RefSeq, a predicted model, not a curated record